UUCACGGUGCUGGCGGAAGACCUGCAGCGCUGUUCGGUCCAGAGCUGCGAGGACGCCGGGCGACGCUUCUGCUUCCGGGUGGUCACGCCCACAAGGAGCUGUACGUUCCAGGCCGACUGUGAGGCAGGUAGACGGGCGUGGAUCAGCGCCAUUCAGAACCUGACUCAGAGUAAAGAAACAGUCGAGAGCGAGGAAUCAGACGGGUACAAGAACGAUUCGGAAUCAGAUUUGUCAAGCAAGCAGACAGACUCACAGGGACCACAAGUGUCUUCCGAAGCUCCAGGUGGGAUGAGUUCUGGAGAAGUCGUCUGUGAUGCUCUCGAGAACAAGGAGGCUGAAGGAGAAACCACCGACGGAGAAGGUCAAGAGGAAAAGACGACCAACAUGAACCCGGACAGCCAAUACACCCUUGGAGAGCUGCUGGGAAAGGAAGACUGCGGUUCAGUCUAUGAAGGAGACCAUAAGGCAGAUGGGAACCAGGUUGAGGUGCCAUGCACUGUACCCGAGACGGACGACAUCUCAGAGGGAACGUCACGUGUGGUUGAGGACGUCUCCGAGCUGCACAAGUGCUAUGAGGUUCACGAAACCAUUGGAUCAGGUGGUUAUGCAACGGUCAAGCUCGCCAGGCACAUUCGGACUGAAGAGCCAGUGGCCAUCAAGAUCCUGGAGAAGAAAGAGCUCGGGGAUGAGUUGUUCGAUUUGAGGAUCGAGAUUAAAGCCCUGAAGAACCUCAAUCAUCAGCACGUGUGCCGCUUGUACCAAGUCAUGGAGACUGCUGACCAGAUCUACAUGGUGCUUGAGUUUUGUCCGGGUGGAGAUCUGUUCGACCACGUCGAUAAUAACGACAGGUUGUCGGAGGAGGAGACGCGCAGGAUCUUCCGUCAGAUCGUCUCGGCGCUGGCCUACGUCCACAGCCAGGGAUACGCCCACCGUGACCUUAAGCCAGGUGGAUUGGGUACUGCUCUGAUUGAGGGCUGUGGAACCCCUCCCUACUUGGCACCAGAAAUCAUUGAUGAUAAACCCUAUCAUGGUGCAGAGGCAGAUGUUUGGAGCUUGGGUGUUGUCCUAUAUGACAUGCUGUGUGGCCACCUCCCGUUCGAUGGUGACAACUUUGUGGAGCUCCAUGAACAAAUCACUAAAGGACAUUUUGACACUCCUGACUGGCUGUCUCCUGGUUCUGUACUGCUGAUUAAGGAAAUGCUGCAGGUGGUUCCAGAGCGGCGCAUAAAGGUGGAGCAUCUGCUGGAUCACGAGUGGGUAAUGAAGGGGUACAGCAGCCCUGUAGAAUGGCACAGCACAUGCCAGCUGGAUCAUCUAGAUGAGGAGAGCAUCACCGAGAUGGCUGUGAUGUUCAGACAGUCCAACCAAAGCACCAAGCAGCUGGUGUCUGAGUGGAAGUUUGAUCAGAUCACAGCUACGUAUCUUUUGCUCUUGAGAAGGAAGCAGCGCAGUAGUCCAGUGUGUAGCUUAGCGGACGUGUAAGAAAUCCAGCAGGAGACGUCGUCGGUGCAUCAAGGAGGGACGAUGGUGGCACCAUCCAAUCAGGACACGUUACACCUCAAUUUCACAUUUCAGUGAUUGUUGCAGAUGUUUCUCUCUAACCCAUCCUCUUUCUCUCUCUCUUCUUUUACCAGAAUGAUGCAUUUUGGGUAUCUGUGUGUGACUGGUUAGAUGAACUCCACUGAGGUGCCGCCCUUGUUGAUCCACACAGCUGUAUGAGAAGUGUAGAACAUGGAUGACCAGGAUCAACAAGCAUCAAAAUCUUAUAACAUUAAAUAAUAAAUAAAUAAACUCACUGAAUAUAUGAAGGUGGAUGGAU
Trichomycterus rosablanca is the source of this 1819-nucleotide messenger RNA. RefSeq names its product maternal embryonic leucine zipper kinase-like. Bases 289 to 1482 code for a protein of 397 amino acids. Gene Ontology annotation, cellular component: cytoplasm. Lineage: Eukaryota; Metazoa; Chordata; Actinopteri; Siluriformes; Trichomycteridae. The record is from RefSeq and is a predicted model, not a curated record. Gene Ontology annotation, biological process: protein phosphorylation; intracellular signal transduction. The transcript has 16 exons. Gene Ontology annotation, molecular function: ATP binding; protein serine/threonine kinase activity.